AUCGAAAAAAUUGUUACAAAUGCACUCUCGACCACCAUCUAUUUCUACACAGAAAUUGAUGGCGUGCCAAUUACGGCUGAUAUCAUCAUCGAAGAUAUGGCCCAGUUAACACCGCAACAUGUCUCAGCUGUACUACGAUAUCCGCUUGAAAAGUUGCAAACUGAGCGUCUUCUGGAAGAGACGCAAGAAAACAAAUGGUGGCUCAUUGUGGCAAUUGCUGGCAUUGGAAUAGCUAUCCUCUUGAUCGGCUGGGAGAUCGGGAAGAAGUUCGCGUGCCCGGACUCCGCCCAAGAGCUUGGUGCUGGAGAU
This is a messenger RNA of Mesorhabditis spiculigera, 309 nucleotides long. NCBI's taxonomy places the organism in Eukaryota, Metazoa, Nematoda, Chromadorea, Rhabditida, Rhabditidae. The record is from the annotation of a GenBank genome assembly.